Molecule: messenger RNA, 4078 nt
Organism: Mizuhopecten yessoensis (Yesso scallop)
Lineage: Eukaryota; Metazoa; Mollusca; Bivalvia; Pectinida; Pectinidae
Exons: 18
Coding region: 27-3149 (1040 amino acids)
Source: RefSeq, a predicted model, not a curated record
GUUAGAUGUUAUCUUGAGGAUGCGAAAUGAUGCAACAAAUAUUGCUAUUGUUUGUAACUAUCACCGUCGGCUAUAACGGUGUAUCUGGAGCGACUGAUCCAUGCUUCUCAUAUAUAUCACUAAAUGAUUCAACACGUUUAACGUCAUACACACUGAAGAAUGGAGAAAGCGAGUUAUCGGACGCUUUCCUUACGACAGGCUGGUACCGAAAUGUUCACAGAUCGGAUGGGGACCUAAUGACAACAUGUCCAAAUCAGACAGAUUGCGGCACAAUUUUUCCAGUGUGGAUAAAUGGAACAUUGCCUAGUAAAGGUAAAAUCGAAACUGUACAGGCAUGCAAGCAUACAUUCGUUGGGUGCUGUGGAUCGUCUUCAACCAUUCAAGUAAAGAGAUGUGACGGCUUUUACGUGUAUAACCUACAUCCAAUGAAGGCAAGCACAGGGCGGUACUGUUUCCGUGGUUCACGGAGGUGCACAGGAUCAGAAUCGUCCCUAACAGGCUAUGCUCCUUGCUCAUCAAGCCACCUUAGCUUCAGAGUAGCACCACGAGUUUCGCCUGGUCUUACAAACAACCCAGGCCAACGACACUUAAAAUUUACAUGUGCAGGUGUAUCAUCGAUGUAUCGAAGUCUGCAAUUCGACGUUGUGUGGGAAGUUGAGGGCACAGAAGUGAAUCGCAAGUUGAACUUGUCAUAUUCUUCACUUCUUACUGAUGGGAGGUUAAUCGAAAGGGAAUGGAAUGUAACUGGCCAAAACAUAGGAAUGCAUGUGAGAUGUGCCAUUCGCGCCCACAACACACACUCUUCUACGGCAUUUUAUUACAGUCAAAAGUUCUACGCCGGAUUUGAGAUAAGGCAACCACGGAUCACAGUGAAUAGCGGAGAUACUGCAGUCGUCGGAAUCCGAACGACUGUCCCGAUAGCUUGCCCUUCUAUUCGUCCCCAUUGCACGAUAUACAUAGAAAUGUUUGAUCUGUCUGAACAGCUGCCAAGGAACACGCAGUGCAACAGAAAUAUGACAAAGCUGGAUCAUCACAAUCAUUCUCAUUGCGGUGUUAAGUUUGACGGCUUCCGCUGGCGUACUUACCAAAAUAUGGUCAUAUCUGCUUUAGCUGACCAACAAUAUAGAUCACAGUAUACAGCGAUCCUAAAAUUACGUACUCUUCAGAACGAUUAUGACAGUCUUUGGAACAAUUUCGUAUUGCCAGAUAUAAAAGUAGUAAUAACAGAUCCGGGUGUUGCGUCAAAGAAAGGACACGUUUGCAAGUCCAUUACAGAUCCACAUAUAAAACAGUUUGACAGUACUUCAUAUUAUGGUCGUCAGUUUGCUUCUAUUGGAGAAUAUAUCUUGUACAAAAACAAAGAAAAGCCAUAUUCAGUACAAACUAUUUCAACAAACAUAACAGAUUUUGGAAACUGUGCCGUUGGAGUUCAGGCGGGAGCCGAUAUAUUUAUUAUAUACGGAUGUGAAUAUCCCGGUAAAUGGGUAUUCAAAAGGUAUUGCAGCAAAGACACAAAUCGACUAGAUAUCUAUGAGAAGGACAAUGGACGCAAUUAUGAAGUACAUCUACCCUCUGGUACCUAUAUAGUAAUCAAGAUAAGUCCAAUUUACCAGUCACAUUAUCUCGAUGUAGAGAUUCACAUAUCGCCAUCUGAAUGGAACAAAACAGAGGGAUUGUGCGGUACAUUUAACGGGAACCGAUAUGACGACCGAAUAGAUAGAUCUGGAAAAACUGUAUCCAGUGAUGAGCAGUUUACCAAAGCCUGGAGUGUUUCCCCAACGGAGAGCAUGUUUGUUGAAAAGUCGAGGACCGCAAAACUGGACAGACCAUAUUAUUUUUGUUCUUGUAAUAAUGUGAUAGGCACAGAUUUUCAUCAAUCUGCGACUUGUUCAUGGAGAGAAGGGCUGCCUCUAUGUCCCUCUUUGAACUGGAAUGAACAGGAAUGUUCAUAUCGUAGCAAAAGGGAUGCCGAUGGACUAAUUGAUGAUACUGAAAUCGAUGCACCGUUGAGUCUUGUAGCCUAUCAACCUCCACCUUCAAAUCUAGCAGAAUGGAAAAAUGGAUGGAACAGAACGUCUGCUACAGAAUACUGCACACGAAUUAUAACAGGAAGCAGUGCAUUUGCAGCAUGCAAACGGCAUACAACUGUUAAUGACUCUGACAGCAUUUCUAUAUGUAUUAGUGACAUACAGAUAACGGGACAUACUAAGUUCUCUUCGGGAGCGGUUGAGUCGUUCAAGUCGACAUGUAGCAACGAGGUACGACUCAACACAAGUCUCUGGACAUCUUCCACUCAAGGCCAUAUAUCACCAGCAGAAGAGGUCAUGGCUAUGCAAUGUCCAAACGAUUGUAAACAGGAAAAUGUGGCUCGUGGAACUUGUGUACAAGGAACCUGCCAAUGCUUCAACAGAUAUACUGGACCCGAUUGUUCUAUAGACAUUAACGCAAGUCCUGUCUUAUACCCUCCAACCAGCAACAACCUAUGCGACCGAUCCAAGGCCAGCUGUGGAGGGGUAUCGCUAUUCGGGUCAAAUUUUGAUCACAGUUCAGACAUGAAAUGCAAAAUACAAGUUAUGAAGUCUGGUAAUGAUGCAGAUACGACUACUGUUGAUACCGUGUCAACAAUCGGGGCAAUUAAGAAAUCUUUCAGCGAGGUGUUAUGUCCCCUUGGCAAUGUAAGGAAGCGGCGAUCUGGUAGUUCCUCUCUGUCUAGGUACACUCAGCUUAUGGUUUCUGUGUCCAAUAACGCCAAUAACUACAGUGCUCCUGUACCAGUGGUCAUCUACGACUCGACAUGCAUGAUGUGCACGAUGCCUGGUGGGCGCAUAGUAUGCAAGCAAAGGAACGAUAUCUGCGUGACUGGAGAUGUCUGCUACUCUCUCAGCUCGGAAAAGUGUCGCAACAAUAAAAAGCACGACGACGAUGACGGCGAUGAUAAAGAAGACGAUCACAACAAUGACAAGAACUCUAAUAUGUGGAUCAUCGGAGCCGUCCUAGGAGGCUUGGCUCUCAUUGCAAUUAUUGGAGGAGUCCUGUAUAAAUUUUGCGUCAAGUCAAAGAUGCAUGUUCAUGAUCAGUAUAUUGGGGAAACCUACGAAGAUCUGCAUGUGUAUUCCAACCCUCCAGCUGCCACCCAUUACAAGAAAUAAAAUAAGUUCAAAUUGUCGUUUCCAAAGAACUGAGAAUAUUCAAUUGGUGAUAGUUUACCAGAAACUCUUUGGUCUAUAUGUACUCAGUGUAUAUAUACCUAUAAACAGGAUGCAAGGUAUGCAUUGACGGCCGUGAUAGUUCGCUAUGUUGUCGUUACAAUCAAUUUGAAUUGACAAUUCCCUGAUGAUAUAGUGCCUGGAUUCAGGUUCAUAAACGAUAGUUGAAUCACAAGAUGUUUGUGCUAUUUGAACCAGUUAAUCCAUACUGGACGAUUUGUGAAUAUGAAAACUAUAAGUAUAUCUUAGAUAGUUGUAUUAGAAUAGCAAAUUGUUAUAUUAGAUAUAGAUUCAUAUAAAAACCAAAUAGGUUAGCUCAGUUGAUCGUUUCACGAAUUAGCUUGUCCUUUUCCAGUGUCUAAAAUAAUAAUUAGUUUUCUCGUUUUCUUUCUGUAGCAUAUUUAUUAUUCUCUUUAAAGACCCUUUGAAUAGAACAUGUCAAUUCUUGCUAGAAUGAACGUAAUCAUACUAUCAAAUAUAAUUACAUUUUAAAUUAAAACAAAAAUCCCUAGUGGAAUAUUAAAAUUCCUAAAUUCGUUUUUUUGUGUUAUAUUCCUCAGGAAUAUUGUAAUAUGCAUAUACUGUGCGCUUAGUUUACAUUCCAUCGACAAUGAAAGAUUAUUUACAUGUCUUUCUACUCGGUUUGUUUUUGUUUUUGUGCGCUUAGUUAAAUAAUAUAACCCAGUAUUUUAAAAUAGAUUUAUUUUCAUAUGCAGUUAUUGGAUGAAACAGUUGUUUUAACGUUUGAAGCAACAUAAUUACGCGUAGAUAGAUUUCCAUACAGAUUGAUACAUAUAUUUGUAUAUAUGUAUGCAUAUAAAUUAGUUCCGCUCAGCGUUUGCCUCAAUUUAGAUCGUGAAGUAAUGACUAUA